This is a messenger RNA of Filobasidium floriforme, 711 nucleotides long. RefSeq lists its product as uncharacterized. The record is from RefSeq and is a predicted model, not a curated record. Lineage: Eukaryota; Fungi; Basidiomycota; Tremellomycetes; Filobasidiales; Filobasidiaceae. Bases 341 to 589 code for a protein of 82 amino acids. The transcript has a single exon.
GGGAGACGAUUCCGACGUGGAUAUGGACGGCAACGACAGUGAUGAACUCGUAUCGGUCAAGGACACCGACAAGAAGAAAAAGAGAAAGAAGAAGUCUUCCUCCUCGUCUUCUGAAUCGGACAGCGACAGCUCAUCCGACUCUUCCUCGAGCUCGUCUGAUUCGGACUCCUCGGAUUCAGACAGCGAUAGCGAUAGCGAUUCUAGCUCGGGCUCGUCGUCCGACUCUAGCAACAGUUCAAGCUCGAGUAGCAAAGAGAAGAACAAACGGAAAGCCAAGAGCGAGCUUCCUCCCGGGAGUUACCUGGACGGGAGCGACCCCUUGGUCAACCUGGCGGACGGGAUGGGCGGACGGUUCAAUUUUCACGACAACUACGAUCCUUUCCUCGACAAGGACGUCGUCUACCGAGCGGUCCGGACUUCCAACUUCAACUGGCCCGUCAACGAAGCUCCUUGUGGGCUGUGCCCCAUUCAAGGGUUUUGUUCCGAGUCUGGACCAGUCAACCCGAUCGGAUGCGAGUACUACGGGAACUGGGACCCGAACGAUUCGUUCAAGCUCAAGCUCGAUAUGCAGGGUCUGCUCGAGAUCUGAGAGCGAGAUCGACGCAUCGAGCACUAUGGCUCUGCCUUUCUGUAUAAUCUCUUUUCUAUAAACGAUGUCUAACGAGCUCUUGGAGAGCAGCCCCAACGAUAUGAUACAUGGUACAUGCAUGA